Molecule: messenger RNA, 4984 nt
Organism: Chlamydomonas reinhardtii
Lineage: Eukaryota; Viridiplantae; Chlorophyta; Chlorophyceae; Chlamydomonadales; Chlamydomonadaceae
Exons: 21
Coding region: 212-3244 (1010 amino acids)
Biological process (GO): receptor guanylyl cyclase signaling pathway; cGMP biosynthetic process; intracellular signal transduction
Molecular function (GO): peptide receptor activity; guanylate cyclase activity
Source: RefSeq, a predicted model, not a curated record
GCUACAUAUAUACAGACAAAUGGUGCUCAAAUAACCAUGCGCGCAUAAGCAAGGAAAAUCCCUUAAAAGCACCACACCUACCACUCCUACGGUCACCGAACUUUUUGCGCGCGCGUAGCUAGCUCGGACACGACCUAUUGCUAGCACGAUGAACGUCAAUAAUGAACUGCGAGCAGAUUGUGACACGCUCAAGGCGCUCGGGGCCCCGUCCAUGGCGACAUUGUCCCAGACGAAACCCAGGCAUGGCCCUCCAACGGUCAAGCCGCCCGAGCCGGCAGCCAACACCUCGGUGAAGAAGCCGUGGCAGCUACGUAAUCGGAAUCGCCAAGCGGUGACUGAGUGGACAUGGCAGGACAAAAGCGACUUCUGGGCAGCACUGGGUCGAGCCCCAAAGGACCCGGCGUGCCUUCCCCCGCUCACAGCCCACAAGGGCUUCUUUGUGGCGUUUCGAGCCCAGGCACGGGCGGCCUUGAAGAUGGUGCGCAAGUUCCCCUCGGUGCUGGUGCUGCCGCUGCUGGUGCUGGCGCUGCUAGUCGGACUGGGCAUAUUCGGAGUGCGCACCACCGCCAACGACCACGUCAAGAGCAGCCGGGUGGACGCGGAGGCCGCCGCGCUCAAGGCCGCAAACGCCUACUCGCUCAGCCUGGACGCAGCCAUCCUGCCGGUGCUGACGCUGGGCACCUUCAUCCGGGAGACACCCGCCAUGGCGGCUCUGGGCCCGGCGUUCCCGCGCAUUGCGGCGGACCUGCUUAAGCAGGCCCGCAACAGCGCAGCACUGCAGCUAAAGCUGGUGCCGUUCGGCAUCGUGCGGGCCAUCGUGCCGCCGAUAUUGGACCUGGGCACACUAGGACUGAACCUGUUCACCGACCCCACCCGGAGGCAGGAGGCGCUGCAGACCGUGGAGCUCAAGUCGGUGUGGAUGGCUGGUCCGCUGGCGGUGCCGCCCGAGGAGCGCCCAGUGCUCAUCGCGCGCAACCCCGUGUUCAUGUCGGGUGUGGAGCCGGGCGAGACCUGGGGUAACGGCGCGGAGGGAAACACCAACUGCAGCGCCUGCUACGAUGAAACAACGAAGACCAAGUUUUGGGGCUUUGCGGCUGUGUACAUUGCCUUCGACAACCUCACCACCGGCCCCAACAGUCCCCUUCUGCCGCUGCGCAACCGCAACUACCUGUACCGGCUGACCAAGCCGGCUGCGGGCGAGAGCGGGCAGGCGGUCAUUCUGAGCGAGAGCUCGCCGGCGCCCCCCGGCGGCAGCGAGGCCGUGGCCGUGCCCGUGUACCUCCCCGGCAUACCCUGGCUGCUGGAGGUGUACCCCGAGGGAGGCUACCGGCCGUCCUGGGAGGCCCCCCUGAUUGUGGUGGUGGUGGUAGUGGCGGUGGUGAUCUGCCUCAUGAUGUUCGUGGCCCUGGUCAACCACCGCCGGCUGCUGGUGCUGCUGCGCGCGCGCCUGCCGGGCAAGGCUCUUGACCAGCUGCGCAUGGGCCGCCCCUUCUACGACUUCUUCCCCGCCGUCACCGUGCUGGACUGCAGCGUGGUCAGGUACUACAGCGCGGUGAGCAGCGGCGGAGAGCCCUGGGCGCCGCCCGGAGCCGCCGGCACAGGAACAGACCCGCGCGAGGUGGUCAAGAUGCUGAAUGACGUGUACAAGUCGCUGGACGCCAUUGCAGAGCGACACGGGCUGCACAAGGUGGAGACCUACAAUGACUCGUACGUGUGUGUGGGCGGCUGUCCCGAGGCGGACGGCAAGGACUCCAUCACAUGGGCCUGCCACGUGGCGCACUGCGCACGUGACAUGGUGGUGGCCGCAGCCAAGUACCGCAGCGCCGGCGGACAGCGACUGCAGCUGCAGAUCGGGCUACACUCGGGCCCCGUGUCGGCGGCGGUCAUUGACGGCGGCAAGCGACUGCCACGAUACUGCAUCUUUGGCGGCACGGUGGCCACGGCCACGCAGCUACGAACCACCUCGGCACCCCAGGCUAUCCACGUGUCCCGAGCCACCGCGGAGCUGCUGGCGGAAGCGGGCGACCCCAUGGUCAUGUUGGUGCCACGUGGCCUCAUCCGCAUAGGCGGCAGUGCGGCGGCCACCGGCGGGGCGGCGGCGCCGGGCGGCGCUGGCGGGGCCGGCGGGCUGGGCGGCGCGGGCCCGGCGGCGCCCACCGCGGGCGGCCUCAUGUACACCUCCUGGCUGCAGGUGGACUUGAUGGCGGGCGCGUACGGUGGCGCGUACGGCGCACGUGCGCCCAGUACGGACCUGGUGGCGCGACACAUGGACGACGACGAGGUGUCUCUUGACGGGCUCAACAUAGUGCGCAAGGCGCUGCGUCACGCGGAGGACGGCGAGGUGGAGGAGGAGGAGGAAGAGGACCCGGAAAAGCGGCAGGCGGCCCUGGGCCCCCUGGGCUUCAUGCACCCCUUCUUUGGCUCCUUCCGCCGCCGCGUGCAGCCAGGCGACUGGGAGGUGGUGGCGGCGGCGCUGGACCUGGACCUGGACCCGCCGCCCGAGGGCGGUGCUGGUGCUGGUGGUAGUAGUGGUGGUUGUGGUCCUGAAGAGGCUGGUGUUGGUGUUGGUGGAGAGGCUGGCGGCGUGGGUGCGGGCGUGGGCGUGGGCGUGGGUGGCACGGUGAGAAUGGGCAUGGUCGCGGCAGCGACUGCAGCGGUGGCGCCAGCAGCGGCGGGCGCGGCGGUAGUCGUGCCUGUCGCCCGAGCGCAGCUGGAGCCGGCGGCGGCUGAGACCGGGUCGAGCGAGGAGGCGGAUGCUGACGUGGAGGCUGCGGAGGUGGCGGCGGAGGUGCAGCUUGGGCGGCCAGCGGAGGAGCGCUGCGCCGCCGCCGCGGCGACUGGGCACCAUCAGUUGAUAGGUGAAGGCUGCGGCAAGGGCGGCCCGACGGACGGCGUCCGCGGCAGCGGCAAUGCCAGCAGCGACGGCAGCAGCAGUGCGGGGGGCCUGGGCGGGCGCCGCAAUCCCGAUGUCCCUGUCUCUGUCAUGGCUGCAGGCAGCAAAGCCGCCGCACCUGCAGCGCUGCCCGUGGCUGCGAUGCCGUCGCUUCCGGCGCCUGCGCCCGUCACACCAACGGUUAGCGGCUUCGACGAGCACGCCAGCGUCCUCAGCGCCCUCAACGGCUACAGCCUGGCCGCCGCAGUAGUAAGCAAGGGCGCUGAGGGGCCGGGCCGGGCGGAGGCGGCUGCUACUGCCGCGGGAGCGGCGGCCCCGGCGAGGCUAAGCGAGGAGGAGCGGCGGCAGUAGCAGCAGCAGCAGCAGCAGCCGCUGCUAUGCUAUGGUGCUGCUGGGGUAGAGGUUGCGGUAGCUAGCUAGUGCGGCGGCAGUGUCGCGCAUGUCAAGAUGUCCUGUCUUUGGUUGGGUGUUGAGUGCUGCGAAUUCGGUGUCAGUCCCGUACGCGUAAGGCGGUUAGUCAUGCCGGAUGGCGCACAAGUUUUAGCCACUUCCCUGCAUGCAUACGUACAUAUAUAUGCACUUAUGGGCAUUGCCGAAAAAUAUGCGGCGGGGGGGGGGCACGGGGAAUGAAGGGGACCGGCAAACCGGGAAACCGAGGGAUUACGGCUGGACGCGGAUCAUGUGAGAAAAGGCUUCCGGUCCGGUUGCCGAUGUCCACAGCAGUGUGGGAGUAGAAUUGGGGAUUGGGACGUGAGAGCCUGAGGGGGGAGCUGUAUGUAGCGAAGCUCGAAAGGAGAGCGUGUAAGGCGUGACUGAGAAACUAGUAGCCAAGGGGUACAGACACGGUAAGGUGAAGCACAGCAAGCCGAGGUGCAAGGCAGGUGUGGGCUGUCUGCUUAGUAUGUACGGACGUACGUACGGUUUACGCAUCAACAUGUCAGCAGUGCUGGUGACCGUGGAAGAAUGGGUUCGCUGCUGCGCACCAUGUUUGUGAGGUGUUAAGUUUUGGUGGUCUAGCCAGGGGGGGGGUACGAACAAUAGUUCCAGACCCCACCCCGCAAAACCUCCCGACCCCCCCUGACCGACGACCGACCGAUGGUGUCAAACGACUGCUUUCAGCGAGCUCUAUUAGCAUGUAAACACGGAAAGUUCGUCGGGCGCGUCUUGACCACAGCCAUGUUGUCGACAUGUUGUGAACAUCUUGCGGCCGUUCAGUUGCACCCGUGUAAAGCACCCUUAUGAGACUUACCUACGCAUGGGACAUACACAUGCGUAUUCCUCCGGCGCACAAGCACCGGUCCGCGACUUGUGGCACGUUCUGGUCAGGCGAGACACGUCGUACCCCAACAUCCCAACCCAACAUGUGUUGACGGGCGGUAGCCCUUCGUCUUUUGGUAGGCUCCUGACGUUUCCCAGCCGUAAAAAGCAUCCAUUACAUGCUUUGGGCAACGGUCUGGGCUUGCCCGGCUGUCUUAUGAGGCCCAGACGAAAGUUUCCGGCACACCGUGACGAAACCUUGGGGACCGUGGGGACCGACGACCGACCCUGAACUUUGGGGGCCUAUAUCUCCGCAAUUACUACCCUGAUCAAAAUUCUGAAAGCGGAUUCUGAACGCUCUCGUCAAGCUCUUUCAAUUUGAAGGGUGGGGUAUGUCUGCGGCAUUCUUACCCCCCCCCUGGUCUAGCGUACCAUUCCGUAAGUUCACUGCAAAGGUUGCGUCUUGCCCUGAGAUACACUAGAUACACCGCGGGCUGCCAAGACCUGUUUUCAUGUGCGCUUGGUGAACACGGAUGGAGGUUUUGUGUACCGUAUACAACCAACAUCGCAUUUGACGGCUAGAUGAUAGGGUGGUGUUGCAAUGAGUCCAGUGUUAGUAACGGAACUGCUGCAGGAUAGGUGUUGCGGUGUAGAGGUAGGCUGGAUGGCCACAAAGCGAGCAUGCGCAAGAUUGCACACGAGCAGAGUGGAGCAGAAGCACGCAACUGCCAUCAAAGCGGUUAAGCGGGCACUUGGUGUGCAACGCUAUGAAUCUUGGACGGGGUGCAUGGAUAACUCCUUGCACAGGGCCAUCUGCAGGACUAACUUGAGAGC